AUGGCCAAGCUGGUGAAGAUCUCCGCCGAGCAGCUUAACAACAACACCAACAGUCCAGCCCUCUCCUGCGAGUAUUGUCCUAACCUCGUUUUUAAAAAAACUGCUGAUUUUGUCAAACACUUGCGAGACUCCCACUGUUCAAAAGAAGGCGGCUCGUUCGUCUGCCACUAUGGCUACAACUCAGUGUGUUCGAGCCUGCCACUGGAGGGAGUAUCGGACAGCGAUUACAUAGCCCACGCAGGAAAGCACGCGGUGAUGCAGCAGAGUGCCCUGAAGAACGGAGUAUCACCAUCGGGAAACUACGCGCAGACAACGGGGAUGUCAAAGCCGACGUGGACGGUGUAUUCCGCGGCAGCUAACCUCCCGGCAGUCUUGAACGACCCAAAAAAAGGAAAGCAGGGGAACUUCCUGACCAAGACCUGGGGCGACGGAUUCACAGAACACGUCAACAUCCCCAAGAGCCAGUACCUUCCUCCAGAUGUCACUAUCAACUACUUCGACGGGUACUUGAAAAAAAUCGGCAGGAGGUACCGGCGACACUCCACCAGGUCCCAGACCUCGAUAAACUCGAGCUCGUCGACCUCGUGCCAGGAGAGGGAGGAGUUUGACUUCUCGAGCAUUCCCAGUAUUUUUAGGAACCCCAAUUUGGAUCUGUCUAGUCGCGACACCUUUGAGAAUGUCUUUCCCUUCACUAAAGACGGCUUGCUGGCGAAGACCGAAGUUUCUACCAAUGAUGUCAUGCUUCAGGUCAGGUGCUAUCAAGAGAAGUUCAGCCACUACCUGGACAUCGUUGAAGUGAGGAUCGCUGAGCAGGUCGCCAGCAAGUCUCAGGCUUUCUUCCAGGCGAUGACCUCCCAUGAUGUCUUGAUGGAGCAGCUCACGCAGACUAUUAAUAUCUGCAAGGCUUUGAGGAGGAAUAUCAAAGAUAUUAAUAAGAAUUUUGUUGUUGAUUCUUUGAAUCUUUUGAGCCAACCAAUGAUCCAGUUGCUUCUUUCGACGCCCGAUUACGUCGCAGCACUUGAUCUAAUAUCAACGACCCAAGAAAUCCUGCACCAGGAACUCAACGGUAUUCAGAGCUUCCGACACUUGAGUUCCCAGUUGACUGAAAUGGAGAAGCUGGUCGACAAGAUGCUUUUCACCGAGUUCCAAAGGUACUCGACUGCCGAUCUGAACCGACCACUCACCGCUGACUAUUCUGUUCUGGAUGCUGAUAAAUUGGUGUCAAUAAUAUCGGGACUGCUGAGACAGAAGCACUUUCAAUUUAUUGAUACUUACAAGGAAGAAAGCAUUACGACAAUUCGUGCUGUGACCAAGCAACGUAUUAUUGAAGCACUAGCCGCCAGUGAUUGUUGUAGUGAUCAACAAGCUGCUGCGCUAGAGGUCACUGGUUUGUCGUUGACUGAACGGUUGACCUUAUUGUCGAGUACUAUUCAAUCUUUGACUAGUUUGUUGAUGCGGAUUAGGGCUGUGUACGAAGUAAUGAGUGAAACAGCAUCUUUAUCCAGUGAUAAUGUAGAUAGAAAUAAUAUAGAUAAAUUAUUAACAACCGAGGAAUACUUACGGGUUAAGAAUAAGCUUAAUGAUAUGUUAUCAACAAUAUGUGAUUAUUGUCAUGAACGACUGGCAAGUCAACUACUUUCACCUUCUGUGUCUGCAAAUAAUGACCGAGAGAAGAAUAUAAAUGAGUCUAACAAAGAAGCUACUGUAGUUAAUAGUAACAAUAAGUUCAACAGCGACAAAGAGGCAAUUUCGAUACUCAAAGAUGACAAUUCAUGGCUGAGUGACCGUGGCGCCACUGUCACUCAGGUUUGCCAACUGGCGAGUAUCAUUGACGAAUUUACCGAUACCUGUGAAUUGAUAUGCGGUAAACAGUGCACUGCGCUUCGUUCUGCCUUUAAAGUGAAUACCGAAAUGUGGAAGCAGGCUGAUAUUCCACAAGACUUUCAGAUAUUAAUAGACCGCGUUCAUCAGUUUAAAAAAUUUCCCAAAGAAUUAUUGUCUGUAAAAAUUAAUAGUAAUAAUAUUAACGAUUGUCCUAGUGGACUUAGUGAUGUAAAAAAUUUUUUAACUAUCGAUAAUGAACAAUUUGCUGUUGUUAGUUCUGUUAUUAAGCUUGUACAAAUGAUUGAUGAUAUAGCUACCGAAUUGCAAGUCUUGUCUGGAAGUAUAGGGCGUUAUUUAGCAGAGUUACUUCGUCAUUACAAUUCGCGGUGUUGCCAAUUGGUGCUAGGCGCUGGUGCGAUGCAAGCCGCGGGAUUGAAGACUAUUACCAGCACCAUUUUAGUGCUUGCCAGUCGUAGCUUGAAGCUUUUAUUGUGGUGUAUGCCAUUUGUUAAGUCGCAUUUCCAAGAAUUAGCAAAUUCUACCCGCGGGCCAGGUUUAGGAGGAACUGUCGGAGGAACAGGUGGGGUGGCGCUGCUGGAUAGCGUGGAACGCGAUGUGCGCGCGCACAUUAGAGAAAUAGAGGGCAAGAUCUUGACAAUUGUUGACAAUUUAGUAGGUGGACAAAUUUCUAUCUGGGACGCGCGUCCUCCAGUGCCCUCACAGUCAUUCCGCAAUAUUUCCAGACAUUUAGUGAAAUUACACGAAGCAGUUUCCGGAAUAUUACCAGCAGCUGACGUCCAGUCGCUCUACCGGACGGUAAACAGCUCCUUCAAGGAGAAACUACGGGAACAAUUAUUCAAAAUGAACAUUGUAAAUAACGGCGGGCCCCAACACGGGGUCGUGAUUUCCGAGCUGACCUUUUAUCUUGAGGCACUAAGAAACCUUAAGGUCCUGCCUUACGACGAGCUAAGCGACGAUUGGAUGGCAGACAUUUGGACCAGAUAA
Cotesia congregata is the source of this 2829-nucleotide messenger RNA. Lineage: Eukaryota; Metazoa; Arthropoda; Insecta; Hymenoptera; Braconidae. The record is from the annotation of a GenBank genome assembly.